This is a messenger RNA of Spinacia oleracea (spinach), 1673 nucleotides long. RefSeq lists its product as uncharacterized. NCBI's taxonomy places the organism in Eukaryota, Viridiplantae, Streptophyta, Magnoliopsida, Caryophyllales, Amaranthaceae. The record is from RefSeq and is a predicted model, not a curated record. The coding region runs from base 630 to 1277 and encodes 215 amino acids. The transcript has 2 exons.
CUGUCAAAACCUCACGCUUUACCAGUCAGCAUCGCCUUUGAGAAUGUGCCUUUGAAAACAUAGCUUUUUCACUAAAAUUUUAGAACAACCAACACACUCUACAACAAACACCAAACCAAAAUAUAAUAUUAUUGAGGAAAAAAUGCUCUUCAAAGAGGAAAAAAUAAGGAUGUGCAAUUGGACUUCCAUGGUUGUCCUUAACUUUUGGUAUCAUGGGAAGUUCAUAUUUCAUCCAAAACGUGGGUACGAGCAAGGAUUGUCAGAGACGAUUAUCUCGAGUAGAAAUCGAUUAAGUCUUACUCAUAUGCACAAGCUCAUUGAAAAAUUAGGCUGUAAAAAAGAAUACACGAUCUGGUAUGUUGAAGAUAUGAAAAGAUUUCAUGAGGACGGUAUUGCAAUCAAAGAUCCAGAUGACUUUUACAAUCUCGUGGAGCUGACAAAAUCAAAUCUGGUGAUACAUAUCGUCGUUCAACAUCGAGAUGUUGAAGAAGAAGAAGGGAAGGGGCUGCAAAACGAAAGGUGGCGGCUAACCCAACAACGUCUACCAAAAAACCUAGGGUAAGUGUUCUUUAAUUAUACAUACAAUACUUAUCGAAAUAUUGAGUUUUCAAUACUUACAGAUUCCGGGAAUGGGAUGUGCUCUUAGUCAAUUCGCAAUUCUAGUUGAGAAAUUAACCGGAAAACAAAAGAUGUGGAUUGUUGAUAUGGGCUUUGAAGAACUUUUAUUCACGAGGAUUAACAGUAGUGACCCAAAGUUUGGGUACUGGAUUACUUCCAGGUUUGAUCCCAAAACCUUGCAAUUAAAAGUAAGGGAUAACUAUAGGGUUAGAAUUGAUGAGGAAAUGGUAAAUUGGGUCUUAGGAAUACCACCCGAAAAAGCUUUGCUGCAUCCAAGUUUGUCAAACAAGAGUACCGCGCUAAACAUUAAGAAGUUAUACAAGAACACAAUGUACGGAGCUGUUACACAGUCUGAGGUUUUUGGUAAAAUAGUCGAUGACCGAACAGAGAAAGAGUCAUUUCAAAGGCACUUCUUAUUGUACGCACUAGGCACCAUUUUAUGUCCAACACAAAAGUGUGGCUGGAUAAGCCCUUUGCAUCUCAGCGUCCUCCCGAUAGCGAGUCAAGCAUCCGGUUAUAAUUGGGGACGUUAUGUACUGGACUGGCUUGUGAAAUACGGAAACAAAUUCAAUGCCUCAAAGGAAGGAUACGGGGGGUGUACUCUGCUUUUGGUCGUGAGUCCCUACUUUGCAAUAAUGUUUGCGUACUGUUUAUGCUAAAACAAUUACUCUCUUCUUACCAGAUAAUAUACAUCGAUAGAUUGGCGUCAACUAGAGCAAACCUUAACAUAUUUCCAAAUUCAAGUCGUCUUCGUGUUUGGGACCAAGAAAGUGUGGACAGGGUCUUGAAAUCUGACCAAGGUCCAGAUGGUCGCUAUAGUUUCGGCGAGGUAGUGGAGGGUUAUGUCUAUGGUGACAAGUAAUUAGAUUUGCAUUUCAAUCUUGUGAUGGUGCGAAAAUUGUGAUCGAAUUAGUACUAACCGAGUUUUCGUUGGAUAUAAUUAAACUUAUGAUGUGGUAACCUUUUGAUGUUUCAGACAUUACAAGUAACGUAUUAAGUAAUUUGGGUGAUUGUUUGUAAAUACCUUAUUAUAAGUAACUUAAAGAAUACUUCAC